Molecule: messenger RNA, 1773 nt
Organism: Triticum turgidum subsp. durum (durum wheat)
Lineage: Eukaryota; Viridiplantae; Streptophyta; Magnoliopsida; Poales; Poaceae
Source: the annotation of a GenBank genome assembly
AUGGAGGAGCCCGUCACCGGCGAUGUGCAGAUCUUCCUCUCCUCCAAGGAGAAUUGCGUCUCCAUGAGAUCUAUUGGGGCAGAUUACAUGUCGAAACUGGUGAAAAUUGCGGGUAUUGCAAUUGCUGCUUCGAGGGUGAAGGCCAAGGCCACUCAUGUGACACUGCUCUGCAAGAACUGCAGGAGUGUGAGGACUGUGCCGUGCAGGCCAGGCCUCGGUGGGGCUAUUGUCCCACGAUCCUGUGAUCAUGUUCCUCAGCCGGGAGAAGAGCCUUGCCCCCUGGACCCCUGGAUUGCAGUUCCUGACAAGAGCAAGUAUGUGGAUCUACAGACUCUCAAAUUGCAGGAAAAUCCUGAGGAUGUUCCAACUGGUGAGCUUCCACGGAAUGUGCUGCUUUCUGUAGAUAGACAUCUUGUUCAGACAAUUGUUCCGGGGACUAGAUUAACUGUCGUCGGCAUCUACAGUGUAUUCCAAGCAUCUGGGACAAACAACCAGAAAGGUGCUGUUGGAGUUAAACAGCCCUACAUUAGAAUUGUGGGGUUAGAGCAGUCUCGAGAUGACAACACAAAUGGCCCCUCACAUUUCACACUUGAUGAGGAAAUGGAAUUCAAAGAAUUUGCACAGAGGCCGGAUGCAUAUGCCAAAAUUUGUUCAAUGAUUGGCCCUUCAAUUUAUGGUCAUGGUGAUGUCAAGAAAGCUAUUGCGUGCCUUUUGUUUGGGGGAUCAAAGAAGUUUCUGAAGUUUGUAGAGAAGACUGCACCAAUUGCAGUCUAUACCUCUGGAAAAGGUUCAUCUGCAGCUGGUCUUACAGCAUCUGUAACCCGGGAUAGUAACUCGCGUGAGUUUUAUUUGGAAGGAGGGGCCAUGGUGCUGGCUGAUGGCGGAGUAGUUUGUAUUGAUGAAUUUGACAAGAUGAGGCCUGAAGACAGAGUUGCAAUUCAUGAGGCCAUGGAGCAGCAGACCAUAUCUAUUGCCAAGGCUGGCAUUACAACAGUACUCAAUUCAAGGACCUCAGUUCUUGCAGCUGCCAAUCCAAUUUCGGGGCGGUAUGAUGACCUGAAGACCGCACAAGAUAACAUAGAUCUGCAGACAACAAUCCUUUCUCGGUUUGAUCUAAUCUUCAUAGUUAAAGAUGUCAGAAUGUAUGAGCAAGAUAAGCGAAUAGCAAACCACAUCAUUAAGGUGCAUGCCAGUGGUGCUGCAACUCAAGCAAACAAGAACACAAAUGCCAAUGAAGGAGAGAAUUGGCUGAAAAGAUACGUCGAGUACUGCCGCAACACAUGUAGACCACGACUCUCAGAAAAAGCAGCAGAGAUGCUGCAGAAUAAAUAUGUUGAGAUCAGACAGAAAAUGAGACAACAAUCCCAUGAGACAGGAAGAGCUGCAGCCAUACCCAUCACUGUGAGGCAGCUUGAAGCUAUCAUACGGUUGAGCGAAUCUCUUGCAAAGAUGAGACUGACUAGUGUGGCUACGCCAGAGCACAUUGAAGAGGCAUUUAGACUGUUCAAUGUCUCCACUGUCGAUGCCGCAAGAUCUGGAAUCAACGAGCAUCUGAACUUGUCACCGGAGAUUGCAAAUGAAAUCAAGCAAGCCGAAGCGCAGAUAAAGAGAAGGAUGGGAAUCGGGAGCCACAUAUCUGAGCGACGGCUGCUCGACGAACUUAAUCGGAUGGGGAUGAAUGAAUCCAUUGUGAGAAGAGCCCUUGUGAUCAUGCACCAGAGGGACGAAGUGGAGUACAAGAGGGAGCGCCAUGUGAUUGUCCGCAAGGCUUGA